AUGGGAACAGCACAACAGACCCAUAUAGAAAGACAUUGUAGAGCUACCAAAUCCCCAGAGAGAAGGGCCAUCAUGGUUUUCAUUCCUUCAAGAGUGAAUUUUUACAUGCGUCUAUCAAGUUCAAAUUCUUCAUAUUUCAAAUGGAUCAUAAUUUUCAUGUUCUUCUACAUCUGCGUAUUGACUCAAUCCGAUCCGAGAAUUUCAGAAGCUCGGCUUCUCUGUGGCCGAACAAGGGCGUCUCCAAAUACCGAUUUCAUCCAAUUAUUUGUUAAAGUAAUGGAAACUCUUUCUCAACAAGUCAAUUCUCAGAAUUGGGGUAGUCAUGCACUAAAUUCCAGCACAGCUUCGAUUUACAGUUUAGCCCAUUGUUACAGAGAUUUAUCGCACGAUGAUUGUCUCCAGUGCUAUGCGGCGAGUCGAACCCGCCUACCCCGCUGCAUCCCCGACGUGGGUGGCCGUUUAUUUCUCGAUGGGUGCUUUUUGCGGUACGAUAAUUACAGUUUUUUUGGAGAAGCAGUAGACCCAAAAUGGGAUAUACGAGAUUGUAACAGUUCAAUUGUUGAUAAUCCAAAUGAGAAUCAGUUCAGCCGAUCGGAUUUUAAUAAAAGUGUCGAGGAUUUGAUUGAUAAUAUUACAGCAAGAGCACUGUUGAACGAUGGUUACGCGGUGGCGGGGUUGAAGGGUGUUUAUGGAUUGGCGGAUUGUUGGAGAACUUUGAGCACAAAUAGUUGCAGAGAGUGUUUGACGGCGGCGCGUAGGGAGGUGAUAGGGUGUUUGCCUGGCCGGGAAGGCAGAGCAUUGAAUACUGGUAACGACAAGGUUAAGAUUCUAAGUUGGAAAGAGCGCUACGAUAUUAUAGUUGGAACAGCAGAGGGAAUUGCAGGCACAUUAGGGUAUAUGGCUCCCGAAUACCUAGUAAAAGGACAACUAACAGAGAAGGCUGAUGUUUAUAGUUUUGGCGUGUUGGUUCUUGAAAUCACGUGCAAUAGAAAAAGUAAUGCCUUCGUCGAGGACUCGGGUUCUCUCCUUCAAUCGGUUUGGAAACAAUACAAGUCAGAUAGAUUGACGGAACCUGUCGAUCCUUCUUUAAAAGGCGAUUUUCCAGAAUUUGAGGCAUUGAGAGUGCUAAAAAUCGGGCUUUUAUGUACACAGGCUUUAGCUUUGUCAAGACCAUCCAUGUCCGAGGUUGUCCGAAUGCUUACUGAUUUUGACUGUGAAAUUCCCGAACCAAAUCAACCCCCAUUUCUGAACAGUAGCUUGCUUUCUACAACCUCGACUAGGUCAACCUACAGCAUGAACAGCUUGGCAUCAAAUGCACAGACAAGAUUUGAAGCAUUUUACACCUCCACAGAAUCCUCUAUUCAGAGUUCAGAGGAACUGCACAGACAAGAUUUGAAGCAUUUUACACCUCCACAGAAGCCUCUAUUCAGAGUUCAGAGGAACCUCUUAAAAGUAAAGAACAGAGUCAAAAAUAGAAACCCGGUUUUUCUUGUAUCCAUUGAAACUCCAAUACAGCAUAGCUCAAAAUCAGACACACUUCAUUCGACGAAUGCUACCUAG
Fraxinus pennsylvanica is the source of this 1560-nucleotide messenger RNA. The record is from the annotation of a GenBank genome assembly. NCBI's taxonomy places the organism in Eukaryota, Viridiplantae, Streptophyta, Magnoliopsida, Lamiales, Oleaceae.